Messenger RNA from Eruca vesicaria subsp. sativa (arugula), 1425 nucleotides. Lineage: Eukaryota; Viridiplantae; Streptophyta; Magnoliopsida; Brassicales; Brassicaceae. The record is from the annotation of a GenBank genome assembly.
AUGGCUGAGAGGAACUGGUUAGAGGAUCUUCCUUCUCAUUUGAUCUUGGAGGUGUUAACCUCUGGCCGGCUCAACGCUGUUGAUCUACUUAACCUUGAAUUAACCUCUAAGGUGUUUGGAGGAAGCUCUGGAGUGUUGUACCCUUUGAAGUUCAGAUCACUAGCUGAUUACGCCGCGUCUCAGCUUUGCUCUGUGCAUCCUGUGUACAUGGGAAUGGGUUUAGCUACACAGAAGGAGCUCUUUGCUAAUUGUGAGGGGAACUGGAAGAGGGUAGAGAAUGCUAUGAAGAACAUAGUAAAGCAAGUUACAACGGGAAGGUAUCACACAUUGCUAAUCAACAACUCAAAGGUUUACUCUUGUGGUUCUAGUUUGUCUGGUGUUCUUGCUCAUGGUCCAGAAACUACUCAAUGUGUAGCAUUUACUCCUAUAGAGUUCCCGUUCUCUGCUAAAGUUGCUCAGGUCUCUGCCACACAGAACCAUUCUGCUUUCGUAUUGCAAUCUGGAGAGGUUCUUACAUGUGGGGAUAAUUCAUCACAUUGCUGUGGUCACUUAGAUAUUAGCCGUCCAAUAUUUAGGCCUAAGCUUGUUAAGGCCUUGAAGGGAACUCCUUGUAAGCAGGUUGCUGCGGGGCUGCACUUCACUGUGUUUCUAUCAAGAGAAGGGAGUGUGUUUACAUGUGGAUCAAACACACAUGGACAGCUUGGUCAUGGCGAUACCUUGGACAGUCCAGUACCCAAAGCUGUUGAGUUUUUUCAAAACACUGGCCCUGUGGUGCAAAUUGCAACUGGACCAAGCUAUGUUCUAGCUGUGACGCAGGAUGGCUCAGUUUACUCCUUUGGCUCUGGUUCUAGCUUCUGUCUUGGUCAUGGAGAGCAGCAGGACGAGCAUCAGCCGCGUGUUAUUCAGGCUUUUAAAAGAAAAGGUAUUCAUAUUCUCCGUGUCUCUGCAGGGGAUGAACACGCCGUGGCACUUGAUUCAAAUGGCCGUGUAUACACAUGGGGUAAAGGUUACUGUGGUGCUCUAGGUCAUGGAGAUGAAAACGACAAGAUCAUUCCUCAGGUUUUAGUCAGUCUCAACAACUGCCUUGCUGUCCAAGUCUGUGCAAGAAAGAGGAAGACAUUUGUGUUAGUGGAAGGUGGAGUAUUGUAUGGGUUUGGGUGGAUGGGAUUUGGAAGCUUAGGGUUCACGGACAGAGGAGUUUCAGACAAGGUCUUGAGGCCAAGAGUGUUGGAGAGUCUGAAGCCACACCGUGUUUCUCAAGUUAGCACUGGUUUGUAUCACACAAUUGUGGUCACUGAAGGUGGUCGCAUUUUUGGUUUUGGAGAUAAUGAAAGAGCACAGCUUGGUCAUGACUCACUACGUAGCUGCUUAGAACCUACAGAGAUCUUUCUCCAUUGUGGCCGUUCUCGUAGCCGAGUUUGUUGA